AUGGUUUCGGCAGGCUACGGUCACACCGUGCUUCUCCGAAGUGACGGCCACGUUGUUGCUGUCGGACUGAAAUCUUACGGACAAACAGAUAUUCCACCUUUGCCUUUGCACGGGGGCGCUACAUACACUCAAAUUUCUGCAGGGUUUUACCAUACAGUAUUUCUCCGAAGUGAUGGCCAGGCUGUUGGGUGCGGAGAAGCUUCUCUCGCUCGGCGCGAGAUUCCGCCUUUGGAUGUGGGAGUGAAAUACAUCCAGGUUUCUGCAGGUUUUUGCCACACCGCGUUUCUCCGCAGUGAUGGUCGUGCUGUUGCGUGCGGAGAGGAUCGCGACGGACGGUGCAGCAUUCCUCCGACUCCUGAGGAUGUGACGUACACCCAGGUUUCUGCAGGCUAUCGUCACACCGUGCUUCUACUGAGUGAUGGUAGUGCUCUUGCUUGCGGAUUCAAUGAUAGCGGACAAUGCGACAUUCCACCCUUGGCUAAGGGCAUUACAUACACCCAAGUUUCUGCAGGUCAUCAGCAUACAGUGCUUCUCCGCAGUGACGGGCGUGCUGUUGCGUGUGGGUGCACUGAUGACGGACAAUGCGACAUUCCACCCUUGGGUGACGGUGUGAGAUACACCCAGGUUUUUGCAGGUGGUAUUCAUACAGUGCUUCUCCGAAGUGAUGGCCAUGUUGUUUCUUGCGGAAUGAGUACUUUGGGACGAUGCGACAUUCCACCGUUGAGUCGGGGACUGCGAUAUACCCAGGUUGCUGCAGGUGCUGCUCAUACAGUGCUUCUCCGCAGUGACGGCGAGGCAGUUGCUUGUGGAUCGAAUACUUUUGGGCAGUGUUCUAUUCCGCCUGUGAAAUCUUGGUGUGAUUGGCUUUGGACCUCACCCAGCCGCCUUCGAUACAUUUCUGAUGUGAAGUGA
Messenger RNA from Symbiodinium necroappetens, 912 nucleotides. Lineage: Eukaryota; Dinophyceae; Suessiales; Symbiodiniaceae. The record is from the annotation of a GenBank genome assembly.